GUUGAUCAUCAACAUCGUAAUCAUGAAACUCGCUGGUUCUUUAUUUGCUCGGCCCAAGACUCCGAGCAAGCCAUUGCUGAGUUGCCGUUUAAGCCGGUGAGGUCUUGGAUUCAAAGCUGCCUGCUGCUUGCUGUCUUGGCUCUAAUUGUCAUUACUUUUGUAAUCAAUAAAAACAAUAAAUAAAAAUGCCGACUAAUACCGAAGAAGGUUUCGCAACAAAAGCAAUUCACGCUGGACAAGAUCCACUGCAGUGGAAUUAUUGUCCCGUUGUUGGACCACUGGUCAUGUCAACGACUUUCCGCCAAGACGGUCCUGCUGAACACCGCGGGUUCGAGUACGGGAGAAGUGGAAACCCGACCCGUAAUAUGCUGGAGACAACUCUAGCAGCGAUAGAGAACGGCAAGCAUGGGCUGACAUUCGCAUCAGGACUCGGUGCGACAACUGCACUGGCAGCUUUACUAGAAUCUGGGGACCACAUCGUCUGUGUCGACGACGUCUACGGAGGCACCAGCCGUUAUUUUAGGACUUGUCUCUCAAAAAAUAAGAUCGACAUCUCGUUCGCUGACGGCAACAACAUCAAGAACUUUACCAACGCCAUCAAGAACAACACCAAAAUGGUCUGGAUCGAAUCACCAACGAACCCAUUGCUGAAGCUCAUUGAUAUCCGGGCUAUUGUUGACGCUGUGAAAGCCGUCAGAUCUGACAUAAUUGUUGUUGUUGAUAACAGUUUCCUAACAUGUUAUUUCCAAAGACCAUUAGAACUCGGUGCCGACGCCGUUAUUUACUCGAUAACAAAGUACAUGAACGGUCACUCUGAUGUUGUCAUGGGCGCAGUUAUUGUGCGGAGCGAUGAACUCGAGAAAAGAUUGCGCUUUAUUCAAAAUGCACUUGGAAUUGUACCAUCACCAUUCGAUUGUUCUCAAGUAAGUCGAAGUUUGAAGACCCUUGAAGUCAGGAUGAAGCAGCAUAUGAAGAAUGGACUAGCUGUUGGUAAAUUUCUUGAAGCGCAUCCUCAUGUCACUCGAGUUUUUCAUCCACUUUUACCAUCACAUCCACAACAUGAAUUGUCUAAGAAACAAAUGUCAGGACACAGCGGCAUGGUAUCAUUUUAUGUAGACGGCGACUCAAGUAAAUUUUUAAAAGCAUUGAAAAUAUUCGUCGUCGCAGAAUCGCUCGGUGGAUAUGAGUCUCUGGCUGAAUUACCAUCAACAAUGACACACGCCUCGUUGACCCAAGAAGCGAGAGACGAAUUGGGUAUCAACGAUAAGCUGAUUCGUCUGUCAGUUGGAAUUGAGACUGAGAGCGACUUGAUCGCUGACUUGGACCAAGCACUGAAAGCCAGUCAAUUAUGAAAAUAUAAAUUUUUAUCAGUUUCCGUGUCCCAAACUCAUAUAUUUAAUAUUUCUGUCUGCAUCACAUUCAUUCCAAUAGUUAUCACUUUUUUAAAAAAAUAUUGUUUUAUCUAUGACUUUAAUUUGUUUAACGAUUGGCGGUAUCAGCAAAGAUAAAUUUAUCAAAAAUUUUAAUUUAAAG
Messenger RNA from Microplitis mediator, 1533 nucleotides. RefSeq names its product cystathionine gamma-lyase (gene Cth). Gene Ontology annotation, molecular function: pyridoxal phosphate binding; cystathionine gamma-lyase activity. Bases 186 to 1352 code for a protein of 388 amino acids. Lineage: Eukaryota; Metazoa; Arthropoda; Insecta; Hymenoptera; Braconidae. Gene Ontology annotation, biological process: transsulfuration. Gene Ontology annotation, cellular component: cytoplasm. The record is from RefSeq and is a predicted model, not a curated record. The transcript has 8 exons.